This is a messenger RNA of Closterium sp. NIES-65, 684 nucleotides long. NCBI's taxonomy places the organism in Eukaryota, Viridiplantae, Streptophyta, Zygnematophyceae, Desmidiales, Closteriaceae. The record is from the annotation of a GenBank genome assembly.
AUGGGCGCCUAUCUCUAUGGGCGCCUAUCUCUAUGGGCGCCUAUCUCUACGGGCGCCUAUCUCUAUGGGCGCCUAUCUCUAGGGGCGCCUAUCUCUAGUGGCGCCUAUCUCUAUGGGCGCCUAUCUCUAGGGGCGCCUAUCUUUAUGGGCGCCUAUCUCUAUGGGCGCCUAUCUCUAUGGGCGCAUAUCUCUAUGGAUGCCUAUCUCUUUGGGCGCCUAUCUCUAUGGGCGCCUAUCUCUAGGGGGGCGCCUAUCUCUAUGGGCGCCUAUCUCUAUGGGCGCCUAUCUGGGCGCCUAUCUCUAGGGGCGCCUAUCUCUAUGGGCGCCUAUCUCUAUGGGCGCCUAUCUCAAGGGGCGCCUAUCUCUAGUGGCGCCUAUCUCUAUGGUUGCCUAUCUCUAGGGGCGCCUAUCUCUAUGGGCGCCUAUCUCUAUGGGCGCCUAUCUGGGCGCCUAUCUCUAUGGGCGCCUAUCUCUAUGGGCGCCUAUCUCUAUGGGCGCCUAUCUCUAUGGGUGCCUAUCUCUUUGGGCACCUAUCUCUAUGGGCGCCUAUCUCUAGGGGCGCCUAUCUCUAGGGGCGCCUAUCUCUAUGGGCGCCUAUCUCUAUGGGCGCCUAUCUCUAGGGGCGCCUAUCUCUAUGGGCGCCUAUCUUUAGCGGCGCCUAUCUCUAGGGGCGCCUAUCUCUAG